Molecule: messenger RNA, 1220 nt
Organism: Suncus etruscus (white-toothed pygmy shrew)
Lineage: Eukaryota; Metazoa; Chordata; Mammalia; Eulipotyphla; Soricidae
Gene: DAO
Product: D-amino acid oxidase
Molecular function (GO): FAD binding; D-amino-acid oxidase activity
Source: RefSeq, a predicted model, not a curated record
CCAGGCUCUGCCAGCAGCUGUCUCUUUUCUGGGGACCUUUGGCCCUCCAGGCUGGCACGAUGCGCGUGGUGGUGAUCGGCGCGGGCGUCAUCGGCCUCUCCACUGCCCUGUGUAUCUACGAACGCUACCACCCGGUUCUGCCCUCACUGGAGCUAAAGGUCUAUGCAGACCGCUUCAGCCCAUUUACCACCACUGACCUGGCAGCUGGCCUCUGGCAGCCCUAUCUCUCUGAGCCCAGCAAUCCCCAGGAGGCGCACUGGAACCAGCAGACCUUUGACUACCUCCUGGGCCACGUCCAUUCUCCCAAUGCGGCAUCCAUGGGGCUGGCUCUCAUCUCCGGCUACAAUCUCUUCUGCAAAGUGGUUCCGGACCCUCCGUGGAAGAACACGGUUCUGGGAUUCCGAAAGUUGACCCCUAGAGAGCUGGACAUGUUCCCUGAUUAUAGCUAUGGCUGGUUCAACACAGCCCUAAUACUGGAGGGCAGGAGGUACCUGCAGUGGCUGACUGACAGUCUAACUGAAAGGGGAGUGAAGUUCUUCCAGAGGAAGGUUGAGUCUUUUGAGGAGGUGAAGACGGUGUUUGAUGUGAUCAUCAACUGCACUGGGGUGUGGGCUGGGGCGCUCCAGCCAGACCCCCUGCUACAGCCGGGCUCGAGGCCAGAUCAUCCAGUAGAUGCCCCUUGGCUGAAGCACUUCAUCAUGACGCAUGACCCAGAGAAAGGCAUCUACAAGUCCCCGUACAUCAUCCCUGGAAUCCAGACAGUGACUCUCGGGGGCAUCUUCCAGCUGGGAAACUGGAGUGAGGUGAACAGCACCCAGGACCACAAGACUAUUUGGGACGGCUGUCUCCAACUGGUGCCCUCUCUGAAGAAUGCAAAAUUUAUUGGUGAACGCACUGGCUUCCGGCCAGCUCGCACCCAGGUACCGCAUAGAACGAGAAGAAGCUUUGCUUCCGACCCAGCACGUAGAGGUGUCAUCCACAACUACGGCCAUGGAGGCUACGGACUCACCACCCACUGGGGCUGUGCUCUGCAGGAGGCCACACUCCUGGGCCAGGUCCUGGAGGAGAAGAAGCUGCUCAGGGCACCACCAUCCCACCAUCUGAAGAUCCACGAACCCCGGCACUCCUCAGCCACCCCCACUGCCUUGGCUAGCCAGUCCAGGGACCCUUCUAUUAGCCACCUUUGCUCCCUACCUCCUCACCCUUCCCUACUUAUUUUG